CACAAAGACCAGUGUGCAGUCACAGUCUCCUCCACGCUGUGAGUGCGCAGCGUCUGCACAGAUCGCUCCAAACUGGAACUUAAACUCACUUUGCAUGAACCUGCACAACUUUACUGCUGAUUUCUCGGCUGUGAACGACCCUCGGUGUUCCGCUGUGGCUGUUUUUAGAUACUACGACCCGAAAACCGUCGGGACAAGUGAAGAUAGAAGCAGCGGGAGUGGUCUGGAAACUUUUGCCAUCAUGAGCAAGCAGACGGUCAACCUUGAUACCUACAGCCUGUCGUUGCUCACGGCCAAAGAGGACAUCCUCAACCCCCGUUCCUCCACCAACUGGGCAAUAUUCGCAUAUGAUGGAGUCACCAACAAGCUCAAGCUGGCUGACUCAGGAGCGGGUGGUGUGGCAGAACUGUCCGGCAAAUUUCACAUCUCCAAGCCUCAAUACGGACUGUGCAAAGUGGGAAGUGUGGAGACAGGAGGCCCCCGGAUUGCUAUGAUCAACUGGGUCGGUCAAAAUGUGGAUGACUUCCGAAGGACAGAAUGUGCCAGCCACAUUCCAGCCAUCAAAAACUUUUUCAAGGAAGUUCAUGUGUUCAUUAGUGCAGAGAAAGUGGAGGAUGUGACAGAGGAGAAUAUACAAGCUGAGCUCAACAAGGUCCAGGCCAAUGCUCCCACCCAGUGGGCGAGAAGGAGCUCCAGGUCCGCUGACAAAGAGGACUUAGUGGGUACAAACUACAGAAAAACUAAUGCUGCCAUGGAGAUGAGACGUAUAAACAGAGACUCCUUCUGGGCCCGUGCAGAGCGUGAAGAGGAAGAGAGGAAAGACGAUGAUAAGAGACGAGCAGCAGAGGAGAGACGCCGCAUUGAAAGAGAAAGAGUUUUAAAAGAGAGGACGGAUGCAGAAGAGAGAGACAAGAGGAUGAAUGAGAAGCUACAGAUGAUUGAGGAGCAAAGGAGAAAACGGGCAGAGCAAGAAGAAGAGCUAGGCAAAAAGGAGAAAUUAAAAUGGGAGCAUCAGCAGAGGGAGCAUUUUGAUGACAUGAGGGCACGCCUGAGAAGGAGUGAGUCCAUAGAAAAAGCAGCGGAGGCAGCAGAAUUAGUGUCCCAGCGCUCCAUGAACCCCAGGGAGUUCUUCAGGCAGCUCUCAUCAACAUCAUCAUCACAGAGUCCCACCAGCCCUGGAUCCUCCCGCUCUGGCAAACCCUUCAGACGAUACCAGCGCAGCCUGACAGACACAGCCUUCAUCUUCACUAAAGCAGAGGACAGCACGUCUUCCUCCCCUUACAGCUCACCCCUGGUCUCCCCAUUCUCUCGGGCUGCUACCUCCCCCAUCUAUCGUGCCACCUCUCCCCCUACAAGCCCUAAUUUCCGCCCUGUCACCUCUUCACUAAGGCCCAGAGCCCCCAUGUCACCGCCUACAUCACCCCUUCGCCCGGCCCCUCCGGUCUCGGCCCUGCCCAGCGUUCCACAAAGUAAAAACCAAAUUCAGGCUGUUGUUGAGCCCAGACCUCCGUCACCCACAGAACCCUCUGCACCUCCUGCUUCCCCUGAUCUCUUGGCUUCAUUGUCCUCCUGUUUGGUUAGAAACAAACCCUCCCACUCCCAUGCAGACGCCCUCCCUUCCUCCCCCCCAAACACCCCAAACCAGCCCGAGGACUCAGCUUUCUGCUUCGAGCCUGCUCCUGUUCCAGAGAGAAUCACAGACCUCAACACAUCCACUCAUGGGCACACUGAGCUGGUCUCAGAAAUUGCCUACAAAGUACAGGCUGUACUGGUGGAGGAGGAUGAGGAAGAGGAAGAGGAGGAUCACGAGGAAGAAAAGGCUGAAACACAACAACAGUCUUGCACCAUCAUCGCAGAACCAGACGAGACUGAGGAUCACGAGGAAGAGGUAGAGGAAAAGAAGGAGGAAGAAGACGAAGAAAAAGAACUAGAAGAGGACCACAAAGAAGAGAAGGAGGAAUUAAAACAGGAAGCUGAGCUUACAGUGGACCAUCCAGUGGAAAAGCUGCAGGAGGAAGAGGAGGCAAAGGAAGAUGAAGAGGAGAAUGACCAAUCAGAAGACGGCCAGGAUCCCUCUGACAUGGCUGUGCUUUCAAAGAAAGAGGAAGAAUCAACAGCUACAGAUGGCGAAUCAAUUUGUGAAGUAAACAACCACGAGACUGUGGUCCUGUCAACCAAUGGGAUCACAAAUGGCGAGGGCACAAAGGGACAAAAUGGAAUAGGGCGGUCUCUGAGUCCUUCUGACACAGAGCUCAGCUCACCAGAGCUGACUGGGAGCUACGAUCUCCAUGGCACUGCAGAGGAGGACGACGUCAUUGAGGAAGAGGACCAGAUCAUCUCUGAAAAUGGACAAGAGGUUUCAGCCGAGCGACAAAUGUGUGUCCGAGCGUUGUAUGACUACCAAGCAGAGGACGAAUCUGAGAUCUCCUUUGAACCCGGUGACAUCAUAAAAGACGUGGAGACGGUGGACAAAGCUUGGUGGAGGGGGUGGAGCAAAGAUGGACGCCAAGGCUUAUUCCCUGCCAACUAUGUAGAGACCAUAUAAGCAGGCAGAGAAACACAACACACACACACACACACACACACACACACACACAACACACACACACACACACACACACACACACACACACACACACACACACACACACACACACACACACACACACACACACAACUCACACAAACUCAGGGAAACCAUCUCCCCUUACAUUUGUUCAUGUUUUUACCUUAAUCCUCCCACUCAAACUUUGUACUCUCUGUUUUGUUGGAAGGAUAAAGAACAAUGUGACUCUCUGUUUUGUAGAAAGCAUAAAGAAACGUGUGACUCUCUAUUUUGAUGUUUUCUGAGCAAAACAAAAUAUACUCACAAGUAUGCAGAAAUUACCCAGCCUUAUUUUCUUGGAUGAAAUAGCGGAUACCUUUUCUUGGACCAAAAUAACUUAUUUCCUUUUGAGAUAGAGCAGGAAUGUUGGUGGGAGGGAUGAGAUCACGAUGACAAAGGAUCAGAAACGUGCUUUUCUUGUGACAAACACAAAGAGUUUUCAUAGUGUACCGUCGUUUUUUUUAUCCAAACAUUUAACAAGCAUUCCAUUCUGCUCACAUUUUGCUUUGUGUGUUACAUUUCUAAAAAAAUAAUUGUACUGCUCUUGACUUGUAUAUAUAAUCAAGAUACAUGUAUCAGACAUCAUCUUAUAAUCACAUUCCUGAGUUAUUUUGUAGCACUGUUUUGUUACUGUCUCACAGAAUAUUUUAAUUACCAGAACAGAUAGAAAGCAGAGGAAAAAAGGCACCGUGUUGACAUCAGUGUUUUGUUCAUAUGGUGAUGUCCGUCAACAAAUUGUGUUGUCACGUCUCGUCUUAAUUUUUCAUAGAUUUAAAAAAAUGAAAGCAUUCACUCGACACACGGAUGAUAAGAGAAAAUUAUUUCUAUUUUAAUCUCCUGUAAUAUCUUAAUAAUCUACACUGUAUAUAAGAAUGUAUAAAAAGCAUCAAAGAUCUUCUCUUUUCUAUACUUUGCUUGUAUGUUGUAUGCCUGUUUGAUGGUGUGUAUGUACUUUGUAUUUACUCCAAACUUACAAAUAUACAGCAUCAACAAACUCAGUUUUAAAA
This is a messenger RNA of Gymnodraco acuticeps, 3612 nucleotides long. Its product is annotated as drebrin-like protein. Gene Ontology annotation, biological process: postsynaptic actin cytoskeleton organization; positive regulation of dendritic spine morphogenesis; neuron projection morphogenesis. Bases 95 to 2545 code for a protein of 816 amino acids. The transcript has 16 exons. The record is from RefSeq and is a predicted model, not a curated record. Gene Ontology annotation, molecular function: actin filament binding. Gene Ontology annotation, cellular component: cortical actin cytoskeleton; dendrite; plasma membrane. Lineage: Eukaryota; Metazoa; Chordata; Actinopteri; Perciformes; Bathydraconidae.